UGUUCCGAUGGAAACUGCAUUUACGCCGAGUGGAUCUGUGACGGCACCAACGACUGUGACGAUGGCUCCGACGAACAGAAUUGUGACAACCAGGUAUGCCCAAGUGACCACAGGAGAUGCAAUGCAACGGACUCCAAAUCCAAAUGUAUCCCGGAUAUGUGGUGGUGUGACGAGAUGCCAGACUGCACCAACAAUGAGGAUGAAGAUCCCGCUGAAUGUUCCCAGAUGGUCUGUGAGGGUGACAAGUUCAAAUGUCAGACAACCAAUCAGUGCAUCUCCAUGAAGUGGAGGUGUGACGUCAAAGUGGACUGCUACGAUGGCUCCGACGAACUGAACUGUCAAGAAUACACUCCGUGCGAUGAAUUCCAGUGCCACAACGGCGCCUGCAUCACGAUGAAUUGGAGAUGCGACGGAACCGACGACUGUGGCGACAACUCUGAUGAGUUCAACUGCACGCACCACCAGCGUUAUCGCCAGCGUCAUCAUCCACAGCAUCACCUCACUCGUAAUGGUACAAAUUGCAUCAACAGCGUGCAGCUGUGUGAUGGCGUUGAGGACUGUGGCGACGGGUCUGACGAAGAUCAUCAGAUGUGCCUGACGCAUGCAUGCCUGGAGGGCUACUUUCGAUGCCACGACAACAGAACCUGCAUUCCAGAUGCACUGAGAUGCGAUGGCAGUGAAGAUUGCAAGGAUGGGUCUGAUGAAGCUUCUUGUGUUGCAGCUUCAUGCAAGGAAGAUGAAUUCGACUGUAAGAGGAAUGGUUCCGAGUGCAUCAAGUUGUACAAGCUCUGCAACAGAUACAAUGAUUGCUUGAUGGGUGAAGAUGAACUGACAUGCGAUCAAUCCUCCUCUCCUACUGCCAAUCCGUCAAUCCUAACCAACUGCUCCUCUGCGUCCAUGGUCAUCAACAACAAGGUUGUGUGUACCUGUCCGCAUGGCUUCAAACUCGCCACUGAUAAUCAAACUUGCGUGGACGAGAACGAAUGCCUCAUCCCGAAUAUCUGCUCGCACGUCUGCAUCAACAAACCUUCAGGCAAGGGCUACAAAUGUUUGUGUCACCCUGGUUACGAGAUGGACCCAAAGACGCAUAGGUGCAAGGCUAAAGGCGAGGAGCCGGUGAUGCUGUUCGCGAACAGGCACGACAUCAGGCGCAUCAAACUGCGGACUGGCACCUACGAAUCUGUCGUCGACAAGUUGUACAGCGUCAUUGCCAUCGAUUACGACUACCGCGACGGCUUCAUUUACUGGUCUGAUGUUACCGAAGAGACUAUAUACAGGCUGUCGUUGAAGUCAAGUGCAGAAGUACCGAAGUUGUUGGUGCACAAGGACCUGAGCACUCCGGAUGGGCUGGCUCUUGAUUGGGUUCAUAAGAACUUGUACUGGACAGAUACUGGUCAGAUUGAGGUGAUGUCAGUCCGUGAUCCAGCUAAUUUUCAUCCGAGGAGAGUUUUGUUUGGCGAGAUGUUGGAUCAACCACGGGCCAUCGUGCUCGAUCCAAGGCCUGGCAAAUACUUAUUCUGGUCAGAUUGGGGUUUGCGUCCGCGCAUCGAACGCUCUAAUUUGGACGGCUCAUCGAGACGCUCCCUGGUCACCAACAACAUCCGCUGGCCCAACGGGCUGACCAUCGACUAUGAAACUGAGAGGAUUUUUUGGAUAGAUGCCAAGUUGCUGUCCAUUUACUCGGCUGAUUAUGAAGGCGGCGAUGUUUAUUUGAACUUCAUGUGCCGGGAGUACAUAAAGCAUCCGUUUGCUAUCACUGUCUUCGAGGAUGACAUAUAUUGGUCGGAUUGGGAUACUGAAUCAAUCAACAGAAAUAACAAUAAUAAUAAUAAUAAUAAUAAGGUUGAUAUGGUGGUGAAGAGGUUGCUAUCUCCCAUGGGAUUGUUGAUAUUCCAUGGGUUGAGACAACCGCAGGGUUAG
This is a messenger RNA of Helobdella robusta, 1920 nucleotides long. RefSeq lists its product as hypothetical. Gene Ontology annotation, molecular function: calcium ion binding; protein binding. The transcript has 15 exons. Lineage: Eukaryota; Metazoa; Annelida; Clitellata; Rhynchobdellida; Glossiphoniidae. The record is from RefSeq and is a predicted model, not a curated record. The annotation marks the transcript as partial.